This is a messenger RNA of Naegleria lovaniensis, 285 nucleotides long. RefSeq lists its product as uncharacterized. The coding region runs from base 1 to 285 and encodes 94 amino acids. The record is from RefSeq and is a predicted model, not a curated record. The transcript is spliced from 3 exons. Lineage: Eukaryota; Heterolobosea; Eutetramitea; Acrasida; Naegleriidae.
AUGAUGCGAGGAAACAACAUGAGACUGAUUGCCAAACGAGCUUCGGCUUUGAUUUCUACUUCCUCUGCAACAGGUAGAGCUUCAUCUACUAGAAUGUUCUCUAGUACAAGUUCAGUGAUGAAAUUAUAUGGUUCAAGUGAGAUGACUUUGUUUAGCACUGUUUCCUCUUCUUCCUCUUCAAGAAAUUCUUCCUCUAGAAAUAUAACCAUUAGAAAUAUGGCAAACGGUGCGGCUUUAGGGCAACUUUUAACAGUUUUUGGAUCAAACGAUGAUGAUGAUGGAUAG